Echinops telfairi (small Madagascar hedgehog) is the source of this 7270-nucleotide messenger RNA. It is a transcript of the gene NSD3, whose product is annotated as nuclear receptor binding SET domain protein 3. The record is from RefSeq and is a predicted model, not a curated record. The transcript has 24 exons. Gene Ontology annotation, molecular function: histone H3K36 methyltransferase activity. NCBI's taxonomy places the organism in Eukaryota, Metazoa, Chordata, Mammalia, Afrosoricida, Tenrecidae. Gene Ontology annotation, cellular component: nucleus; chromatin. Gene Ontology annotation, biological process: regulation of DNA-templated transcription. Bases 229 to 4545 code for a protein of 1438 amino acids.
GACACUGGCAUCCGUGGCUGACACGGAGACUGCCCCCGCGAGCCUCAGACUUAAAUUGCUACAGUGGUUUCCACUUGCAGACCGACAGCGCACCGGAAGCCCUUCUCUGACAGCUGCCGCGCAGAAGACAUCCAAGGGGUCCAUGCAUUCUUCUUUCCUGGGCAGCGAAACCGAUCACGCGGUUGCCCGAUGAGAGAAAGGGAAAAUUAAGGAUGCUGGAGCAGAACAAUGGAUUUCUCUUUCUCUUUCAUGCAAGGGAUCAUGGGAAACACAAUUCAGCAACCACCUCAACUCAUUGACUCCGCUAACAUCCGUCAGGAGGAUGCCUUUGAUAACAACAGUGACAUUGUUGAAGAUGGUGGCCAGACACCGUAUGAAGCUACCCUGCAGCAAGGCUUUCAGUACCCAUCUACAACAGAAGAUCUUCCGCCACUCACUAAUGGCUAUCCACCGUCUAUUAGCAUGUAUGAAACUCAAACCAAAUACCAAUCAUAUAACCAGUACCCCAAUGGGUCAGCCAAUGGCUUCGGUGCCGUUAGAAACUUUAGCCCCACUGACUAUUACCACACAGAAAUUCCAAACACACGACCACAUGAGAUUCUGGAAAAACCUUCCCCUCCACAGCCACCACCUCCCCCCUUGGUACCACAGACUGUGAUUCCAAAGAAGACUGGCUCACCUGAAAUUAAACUAAAAAUAACCAAAACUAUCCAGAAUGGCAGGGAAUUGUUUGAGUCUUCCCUUUGUGGAGACCUUUUAAAUGAAGUACAGGCAAGUGAGCACACAAAGUCAAAACAUGAAAGCAGGAAAGAAAAGAGGAAAAAAAGUAACAAGCAUGACUCAUCUAGAUCUGAAGAGCGCAAGUCACACAAAAUCCCCAAAUUAGAACCAGAGGAACAAAAUACACCAAAUGAGAGGGUCGAUGUUGUAUCAGAAAAACCAAGAGAAGAACCAGUACUAAAAGAGGAAGCCCCGGUUCAGCCAACAUUACCUUCUAUUCCAACAACAGAAGUGUCCACUGGUAUUAAGUUCCAGGUUGGCGAUCUUGUUUGGUCUAAGGUGGGAACUUAUCCUUGGUGGCCUUGCAUGGUUUCAAGUGAUCCCCAGCUUGAGGUUCAUACCAAGAUUAACACAAGAGGUGCCCGAGAAUACCAUGUCCAGUUUUUUAGCAACCAGCCAGAGCGAGCAUGGGUUCAUGAAAAACGGGUACGGGAGUAUAAAGGUCAUAAGCAGUAUGAAGAAUUACUGGCUGAGGCAACCAAACAGGCCAGCAAUCACUCGGAGAAACAAAAGAUUCGGAAACCCAGACCUCAGAGAGAACGCGCUCAGUGGGACAUCGGCAUCGCCCAUGCAGAGAAAGCAUUGAAAAUGACUCGAGAGGAAAGAAUAGAACAGUACACUUUUAUCUACAUUGACAAACAGCCCGAGGAGGCCUUAUCUCAAGCAAAAAAGAAUGUUGCCUCCAAAGCUGAAGUUAAAAAAACCCGGAGACCAAGAUCAGUGCUGAACACUCAGCCGGAACAGACCAAUGCUGGGGAGGUGGCCUCCUCACUGUCAAGUACUGAACUUCGGAGACAUAGCCAGAGGCGGCAUACAGGUGUGGAAGAAGAAGAACCACCACCUGUUAAAAUAGCCUGGAAAACAGCAGCAGCCAGGAAAUCCUUACCAGCUUCCAUUACAAUGCACAAAGGAAGCCUGGAUCUGCAGAAGUGUAACAUGUCUCCUGUUGUGAAAAUUGAACAAGUAUUUGCUCUUCAGAAUGCCACAGGAGAUGGGAAAUUUAUCGAUCAGUUUGUUUAUUCAACAAAGGGAAUUGGUAACAAAACGGAAAUAAGUGUCAGGGGACAAGACAGGCUUAUAAUUUCUACAUCACACCAGAGAAAUGAAAAAGCAACUCAGAAUAUAUCAUCUCCUGAAACAACAUCUGGUCCGACAGGCUCAAUAGAAAAGAAGCAACAGAGAAGAUCAAUUAGAACUCGUUCUGAAUCAGAGAAAUCCACUGAGGUUGUGCCAAAGAAGAAGAUCAAAAAGGAGCAGGUUGAGACCGUUCCCCAGGCUACUGUUAAGACUGGAUUACAGAAAGGUGCCAGCGAGAUUUCAGAUUCCUGUAAACCUCUAAAGAAAAGGAGCCGUGCCUCCACAGACUUAGAAAUGACUAAUUCGGCAUACAGAGACACGUCUGACUCCGAUUCUAGAGGACUGAGUGAUCUGCAGGUAAGCUUUGGAAAGCAAGUAGAUAGCCCUUCGGCUGCUGCAGAUGCAGAUGUUUCUGAUGUGCAGUCCAUGGAUUCAAAUUUGUCAAGAAGAGGAAUUGGAAUGAGUAAAAAGGACACCGUAUGUCAGAGCUGUGAAAGCACGGGGGACUCUCUGAUUGCUUGUGAGGGAGACUGCUGCAAACACUUUCACCUGGAGUGCCUGGGACUGACAUCACCACCUGAAGGAAAAUUCAUCUGCGUGGAAUGUAAAACUGGGCAGCACCUCUGCUUUUCAUGUCAAGGGUCUGGUACAGAUGUGAAGCGUUGUUCUGUUAGUGCCUGUGGGAAAUAUUAUCAUGAAACCUGUGUCCGCAAAUUCCCCACUGCUGUCUUUGAAUCAAAAGGAUUCCGUUGUCCCCAGCACUGCUGCUCUGCCUGCUUCAUGGAGAAAGAUAUCCACAAAGCAAGCAAAGGCCGCAUGAUGAAGUGUUUACGAUGUCCAGUUGCCUAUCACUUAGGAGAUGCUUGCAUUGCUGCUGGGAGCAAAUUGGUGUCCCCCUGCUCUUUCAUCUGUAGUAAUCAUUCCCAGCGGAGCAGUAAUUCUUCUGCUGCUGUAAAUGUAGGCUUUUGUUUCGUUUGUGCAAGAGGGCUGAUAGUUCAGGACCAUUCAGACCCCAUGUUCAGUUCAUAUGCCUAUAAGUCCCACUACCUACUGAAUGAAUCAAAUCGUGCAGAGUUGAUGAAAUUACCUAUGAUUCCUUCUUCGUCAACUUCCAAAAAGAAAUAUGAGAAAGGUGGAAGAUUGCUCUGCUGUGAAUCGUGCCCAGCUUCCUUCCACCCAGAGUGCCUGAACAUAGACAUGCCAGAAGGCUGCUGGAACUGUAAUGACUGUAAAGCUGGCAAGAAGCUACAUUACAAGCAGAUUGUGUGGGUCAAAUUGGGAAAUUACAGAUGGUGGCCAGCAGAGAUCUGCAACCCCAAGUCUGUGCCACAGAACAUCCAGGGCCUUAAACAUGACCUAGGGGACUUCCCUGUGUUCUUCUUUGGUUCUCAUGAUUACUACUGGGUCCACCAGGGGAGAGUCUUCCCUUAUGUGGAAGGAGAUAAAAGUUUUGCCGAGGGACAGACUAGUAUUAACAAGACAUUCAAAAAAGCACUGGAAGAAGCGGCAAAACGUUUCCAGGAAUUGAAAGCACAAAGAGAAAGUAAAGAAGCACUUGAAAUGGAAAAAAAUUCAAGAAAACCCCCUCCUUACAAACACAUCAAAGCUAACAAAGUUAUAGGAAAGGUACAGAUCCAGGUUGCUGACCUGUCAGAGAUUCCCCGCUGUACCUGCAAGCCAGCUGACGAAAACCCUUGUGGCUUGGAAUCUGAGUGCCUGAACCGAAUGCUACAGUAUGAGUGCCACCCCCAAGUGUGCCCUGCUGGAGAGCGCUGCCAGAACCAGUGCUUCACAAAGAGGCUCUACCCUGACUCGGAAAUCAUCAAAACAGAGCGAAGAGGCUGGGGCCUCAGGACCAAAAGGAGCAUUAAGAAGGGUGAAUUUGUGAAUGAAUAUGUUGGCGAAUUAAUUGAUGAAGAAGAGUGCAGAUUGCGAAUUAAGCGAGCCCACGAGAACAGUGUCACUAAUUUUUAUAUGUUAACUGUUACCAAGGACCGUAUAAUUGAUGCUGGCCCCAAAGGCAAUUAUUCUCGCUUUAUGAACCACAGUUGUAACCCAAACUGUGAGACCCAGAAGUGGACCGUGAAUGGAGACGUUCGAGUUGGACUCUUUGCUCUCUGUGAUAUCCCAGCAGGGAUGGAGUUAACAUUCAAUUAUAACCUGGACUGUCUGGGCAAUGGCCGAACGGAGUGUCAUUGCGGGGCAGCUAACUGCAGUGGUUUCCUUGGAGUGCGGCCAAAGACAACGUGUGCGUCAACAACUGAAGAGAAGGCAAAAAAUGCUAAGUUAAAGCAGAAGAGACGAAAACUCAGGACAGAACCAAAGCCGAUGCAUGAAGAUUACUGUUUUCAAUGUGGAGAUGGUGGAGAGCUGGUCAUGUGUGACAAAAAAGACUGUCCCAAAGCAUACCACCUCCUAUGCCUUAACCUGACUCAGCCCCCAUACGGGAAGUGGGAAUGCCCGUGGCAUCAGUGUGACGAGUGCAGCAGUGUGGCGGUUUCGUUCUGUGAGUUCUGUCCACGUUCCUUUUGUAAAGAUCAUGGAAGAGGAGCUCUAGUUCCCUCUGCCCUGGAAGGCCGUCUCUGCUGCUCUGAGCACGACCCCACCGCUCCUGUGUCACCUGAGUACUGGAGCAAGAUAAAAUGCAAAUUGGAACCACGAGAUCACAGAGAAGAUGUAAAAGAAUAAAUGAGUGGUGUCCCUCCUUUUUGUUGUUCAAAUGGAAGAAAAAGAAAAAGUAAGCAGAUCAUGCCAUUGAAAAAGAAGAGACUGCUCAGUGUAGAGUCCAGACAGCCCUUGCCAUCUGGAUUGCGUUGUUAGCAUGAAAAUGGGGGACAGUUCAUGCAGGCAGAUGCGACUGGUGGUGUCUGACUUGUUUAGUGUCCUCGGUUUGGGGUUCUUUUGUGGAGGGUUCAGCUCUCUCUCUCUCUCUCUCUUGCCCUUUAUCAUGUGCUUCAAUGCCUUUGCAGUCAGAAAAAAAGAAGUCAACAUUUAAAGUAAGAAAAUAGAGAAAAGAAAAUUGUGUUAAUGGGAUAAGUUUAAAAUCUAAGAAAUGUUCCUUACAUACAUAUAUAUGCAUGUAUAUGCAUAUAUAUAGCCAUUAUUCCUCUAUUUAUUUUCAUUUUUAGAGAUUUUGAGAAGCAUAGUUCAAAUGGUCGUGUGUGUGUGUGUGUGUGUGUGUGUGUGUGUGUGUGUGUGUGUGUGUUAGGGUUGGAGAAGACCCUCCUCUAGAAAAGGGUCAGGUGAUCUUUAUAUACCUCCACUGAGCAGUAGGUAGGCUAACUCCUUUUUCCCCUUAAGAAUGUUUUUCAUAGUCUUAGAGAAGGGCUCUCUGCAAGUAUUGAAUCUGGCCUCUUAGAAAACAAAAUGCCUCAGUGGGUUUUUCCUCUGUGGCCUUAAAAUAAUGGACUGUGUGAUUUAAUAACUUUACCUUAAAAGGUCUAUAGUGUCGAUUUUUGUAUGUUUUUUGUUUGGAAGGAAAAAAGAACUGGAUGUGCUGUGGGUUUUGAAAUGUUUUCCAUGAAUUGGGUGUUUGAUGAAUGCACUCAUGCGGGUGUGCACCCAGCUAGGGGGCUGUGGUCAUUCUCGUUACCCUGAUUCACGGAUGAAAGCAGCUAAAGGAGAUGAAGGGCUCAGGCCAAAAGUGGGGUCAGAGAGCACUGUUUUCUGUCCAGUUUAAUGUAGGCCCUGGUCUGACUGAUGGGCAUUUUAUUAUCUGUCUGUCUCUGCUUCCUUCUCCUAUUCGAACAUUCCUUUUUCAUCUGACCAUUCAAUCAUGUUUCCUGGUAAAAACUCCGCCAGUGAAUUUCUAUUAUAUUUGAAUAGCUCUUUUUGGCAGGGCUCCUAGUAGUAGGGGUGAAAUGGGUAGGGACAUCCCCAACUUGCAUGUAAACCGUUUUGAUGUAGUAUUAUCCUAUACUUAAAUCCCCCAUUGAGUGAGGGGAAGCACUUCAACCUCUACAGGGUGUGUACGAGCAACAAAACACUUCAUCUUCGCAAGCACUUGGGGAAAGUUCCCAAGAACGUCAGUGUUAGCCCAAGUGCUGGUCAGGAAUGCUUGAAUCCUUUAGCUGCAAGUAUGCUGAGAUGUCUGCCCACAAGACUCACUUGCUUUUAGUACAUAGGAAUACAUAUAUUCCAGUAUUCCUUGUAUGACAUAAUUCGUUCAGACAGACAUUGUUGUAACACUGUACUAAGUAGAACUCUAGGGUUAGCUUGAAUGAGCGUUAACUUUCUCUGUGAAUUUUGACUGCUUACAGUUGCUGGUACUUGGUAGCAUUUAUUUUCCCUCAAGGCCUACAGACCUAGUAACCUUCUGAAGGUGGGUGGUGGGGUGGGUGGAUGGUUUUCCUGGGCCUUAUUCCUUGUGUGUUUCUUUUUCUUACCAAUUUAGAGCUCUUUUUGGGGUGGGGGGAGAGGGGAAGCUGUAUUGUGCCUCUAUUCUUUUGUUGUAUGUAAAUGUGCAAUUAUACUGGGUUCUCUCUUUUUAAAAGCAAAACAAAGCAAAAACACUACAGUUCCUUUACUCAAGCUCCUAAACUGCCAUUUGCCUGAUUCCAGCAAUUAACUCUGAGGUGAAUCAUUGAGCCUCCUAUCAUUAUCUUAAUUAGAUAUGGCCCCAGAAGGAAGAGCAAAACGGAAAGUGCUAUACAUGUUACCAAAUAUAGUAACUACCAGUAACGUGACAUACAGCUCACCAAAACACUAAUCUUUGCUUUUGAGCAAUUAUGUUGUUUGUCCUUCUUAAAUUAAUUUUAAAAGAUCAAGGUUUUACCAUCCUAAAACUUUAUAUAUAUAUAUAUAUAUGGUCAGUGUUUGCUUUUAUAAACUUACUAACAUGAAGGGUUUCCUGUGAUAUUCCAAAUAGAAAUCCUGUUGAAACAGAGUUCAACAAGAAAUCUUGUCGCCUUGCACUGUUUUGGACUUAGCACUCUUUGGGUGGUGAGCCAGGGUCUAGUCUAUGUACUGCAGGUACCGUAGGGUUAAGUAUAUUUAUGCAGCCUCCUCGUCGUGUCACAUGUCUUUUUCUUGUUUGGUAUGUCAUUUCAGUAACAGGGUAGUAACAGUCAUUGCUCUGAAGUCAUCAAUGAGGGGAAGGGUCUUUAUUGGGCUAAAAAGUCCUUUUAAUGAUACCAAUGCCAAGAAGCUCUCAGCACCCCUCCCUGCUGUGAUCUGCCCGGUGUGAUUUUAAGUCUCGGGUUCUGGAAGCAGUGGGACCUGGGUGCAUUUCUGUGUACACAUGUGCUGGGCACUCUGCUCGCUGGGUGACUAAGAAAUGCUCCCAAAGCAUGUGGCCUCCUCAUAGUCUAGGGUUAAUAUUUGUUAACUUUUAAAUCUGUAUGUGGUCAGAGCACAAGUGGUUGGUUUUUAUUCUUGUCCAAAUGUGAAAUGAAUAAAGCAGCAUGGGAUCAUG